Molecule: messenger RNA, 1884 nt
Organism: Papaver somniferum (opium poppy)
Lineage: Eukaryota; Viridiplantae; Streptophyta; Magnoliopsida; Ranunculales; Papaveraceae
Product: receptor-like protein 12
Exons: 6
Coding region: 1-1884 (627 amino acids)
Molecular function (GO): protein binding
Source: RefSeq, a predicted model, not a curated record
AUGGAAGACGGAAACAAGAAGAUUAAUUUUCAUUUUUCUGGGAAUCAUAAAAGAAAUACUCUGUCAAAUCAAUUGACUCGUUAUUUGAUACUCAGUGAUCCGGAUCUUGAAAAACUUAUUGGAAACUUAACGGGAUUGACUGAACUUUUGUUAGAUGGUGUAAAAAUAUCUGAACAUGGAAACAAGUGGUGUCGCACCUUAUCGUCUUCCCUCCCUAAAUUGCAAGUAUUAAGUUUAUCUGGAUGUGCUUUGUCAGGGCCUCUUGAUUCCUCUCUCUCAAAACUUCAAUCAUUACGCAAACUUCAUCUCGACAACAAUAAUAUCUCUGCUGAGGUACCAGAAUUCUUUGGGGAAUUUCUCAAUUUAACAUCAUUGCAUCUAAGUUCGUGUGGCUUGUACGGCGAUUUCCCGAAAAAAGUUAUUCAGUUGCAAACACUUCAAAGUUUAGAUUUAUCGCACAAUAGGCUUCUUGGUGGUUCUUUGCCAGAAUUUCCUACGGAUGGACUGCUUCAGGAGUUGCGACUGUUUUUCACGAGUUUCACAGGUGAACUACCGAACUCUAUUGGAAAUCUUGGACUACUAUCUACCUUAGAUCUCCACAACUGCCAGUUCAAUCGAUCAGUUCACACUUCCAUCUCAAAGCUUAACAACCUUCAAUAUUUAGACCUUUCGUUGAACAGCUUCACCGGUUACCUCGGUGAAGAUUUCAUUGGUUCUUCAUCUCCAUUGGAGUUCCUUGAUUUGAGUUACAAUCAAUUGCAAGGACGUCUCCCACCGUUAGUAUUCGAAUUCUCCAGACUGUAUCAUCUCGGACUUGUAUCAAACAGCUUCACCGGAAAGAACCUAAUCUUACCAGCAUAUCCAUCCGUUUUGGAUUACUCAUUGAACAACUUCACUACCAUUCCAAAUAUUUCUUCCCAGUUCAGAACCCUUAUGUUUUUCUCCCUUUCCAGUAAUCAAAUCAGUGGAGAAUUCCCAAUGUGGAUAUGUGAAUCUCAUGCACGUGGAGUUCUUGAUCUCUCAAAUAACAGGUUCAGUGGACCAAUACCCCCAUGUCUAUCAUUUGGCAGAUCUGGAGUCAAAAUUUUAAAUCUAGGAGGCAACAACUUCCAAGGAAUCAUACCUGAGUUUCACUUUGAAGAUUAUUGUGAUCUGGUAGUACUUGAGCUCAAUGGAAAUAAAUUAGAAGGGGAGCUGCCAAAAUCUCUUGCCAAUUGUACCAGCCUAGAGGUGUUGAACGUUGGAAACAAUCAAUUACAAGGAAGUCUACCUUCCUGGUUGGGUUCUAUGUCCAACUUGCGGGUUCUUAAGUUGCGGUCCAACAAAUUUUACGGUCCGUGGAGGAAUCGAGGAAUCAAGUGUAAUCACCCAUUGCUACAAAUUAUUGAUAUCUCCUUUAACAACUUUUCAGGUAGUCUACCUAAAGCCAUGAUGCAAAGAGUGCAAAUUACAAGCAAAGGGAGAGACAUGGAACUAGAUAAGAUCCGAAGAGUUUUCAAGAUUAUAGACUUCUCGAAAAAUGAAUUCGAUGGAGAGAUACCAGACAUCAUUUGUAAUUUCACAUUACUGUUUUGGAGCAAUGAUUGGUAUCAGUGCAAGGAGAUGCUCUUGGAUACGGGUAUUCAUAUUACAGUAAAAGUGAGGUAUACUUCUGAAGAUUACUUGAGCUCUGACAACAGUUGUGUUCAAGGAAAAUGCCUGCAUGAUCAGAGAGCUUUGCUAAUCAAGCUGAAUCAGAGUCUUUCUUAUGCUGGUUUUGAUCCCAGUCCAUUUAUAUCAAAGCGUAAUUCUUGGAGUUUAAACACUGAUUCUUGUUCUUCUUGGGAUGGCAUUGAAUGUGAUAUGGGUGGUCAUGUUAUCAGCUUUGACCUAAGUAGUGAAUAA